This is a messenger RNA of Bubalus bubalis (water buffalo), 2359 nucleotides long. It is a transcript of the gene ZSCAN22, whose product is annotated as zinc finger and SCAN domain containing 22. The record is from RefSeq and is a predicted model, not a curated record. Gene Ontology annotation, molecular function: RNA polymerase II cis-regulatory region sequence-specific DNA binding; DNA-binding transcription factor activity, RNA polymerase II-specific. Lineage: Eukaryota; Metazoa; Chordata; Mammalia; Artiodactyla; Bovidae. Gene Ontology annotation, biological process: regulation of transcription by RNA polymerase II.
GCAGCAGCAGCAGCAGCAGAAGGAUGAACCGAAGGGAGGUGAAUUAUAGCUCAAAAACCCGUUAAAACAUUUCAAAGGGGAAAUAAAACGGAAAGCGAACCAAGUUGACCACAUGCACUACAUACAUGAUACAUACCCUCCGCCCUCUAUUCACAGCCCGGCCCUCACACCAGUCAUCUCCUCACCCACCCCGCACCUCCUCACACACACCUCUCAUACCAUGCACGCUUCCGCCUUCCGCACACCCUCGGGCCGGACCAUAUACACACCCCUACCCCAGCCCCACAAAGUCACGGCCGCUGUUCCCUCGGCUCACGAACCCAGUUGGACUACAACUCCCGACGUGACUCGGGCUGCUGGGGCGGGCGACGUAGCGCCUUCUGGGAAUCGUAGUCCAGGAGCUGUGGUCUCGGCUGGAGCGCGCCAGCGCCUCACUGCAGCGCCUCCCCGUCGCCUCCCGGAGGCGUGCGCCCGCCGGCGGGUGAGGUGGGUCGGGUUGGGGUCCCACCCUGGUUGCGGCUGGAGGGGAGCUACUGGAGGCCCUGAAGUCGCGAACGCCUGCGGUGGCCUGAACGAGAUGUAGGGGACCGGCACGCGCGAACGGGGAGCGAGGGGCCGACCCCGAGCCGCGCGUGGACCGACGGACGGAAAGACGCAGUGUGGAACUCACUGGUCAGACCCAGUUCCAAGGCUCCAGCCAUCCUGUGUCUCACUGAAGGUCUGCUGCCCAAUGGCCAUGCCCAAGAGCUGCCUGAGCCCAGUGCCCUGGGAACAGAAUGGCUUUCUCCGGGUGAAGAUGGAGGAGGAGGAGGCCAGCCUCUCCCAGGUCCAGGAAUCUAGCUUUGGCCGCACCGUCCACCCUGAGGCUGCACGCCUGCACUUCUGGCACUUCUGCUUUGAGGAGGCGUCCAGCCCUCGCGAGGCGCUGGCCCGGCUCCAGGAGCUCUGCCGCCAGUGGCUGCAGCCCGAGGUGCACUCCAGGGAGCAGAUGCUGGAGCUGCUGGCGCUGGAGCAGUUCCUGGGCGCGCUGCCCCCCGAGAUUCAGUCUUGGCUGGGUGCUCAGUUCCCCAGGAGUGGCCAGGAGGCCACUGUGCCGGUGGAGGAUCUGACUCGGGCAGUGGACAAGAGAGCUAAGGGGGGGCGGCUGGCUCGCAGUGCACUGUGGGCAAAGCCUGGGCUGGAAUGUACAGACAUCAGCUGUAAGCAGAGUGGUUUGGAGGAGUUGGAGCCCUGGGACAGGGCCGCGGAAAUUCUGGGAGGAGGGACUCCCUCGGGAGCCGCCUUUGGUGAUGACUGUGAAUCCCAGGGCGGCCCACAGAGGCAGGCCAGAUCAGAGGAAACGUGGGCCCAGUCUGUCUCCCACCAGAUGGAUUUCAGGAAAACUUCAGGGCCUCACAAGGACGCUCCCCCAGCCCAGCCCAGCUGUGAAGCUGGUGCCUUGGGGGAUAGCCCCCACGUGCGGCCAGACCUCACCUCCUGAGAGAAGACUCCUUCUGAGGAAAGAUGGGAUCCACCGGAUGGUUGUGGGACAGAGCCUCCAGGCACGUGCUCGGGGAGGAACCCCCCCUCCACGUGUGGAGAGUGGGGGAAGACCCUCCGGAGCCCCUCGGAGGCCCACCAGAAGAGCCAGGCCCGCAAGACGCCCUACACCUGCAGCGAGUGUGGGAAAGCCUUCGGCCGGAGCGCGCACCUGGCGCAGCACCGGGUGAUGCAGGGGGCCAAGCCCCACGCAUGCAUGGAGUGUGGCAAGGCCUUCGGCCGGCUCACCCACCUGAGCCAGCACCGGAGGGUGCACACCGGUGAGAAGGCUUACGCCUGCGGAGAGUGUGGCAAGGCCUUCCGCCGCAGCACCCACCUCAGCCAGCACCGGCGGACGCACACGGGCAAGCGGCCCUACACGUGCGACGCGUGUGACAAGGCCUUCAGCCAGAGCACGCAUCUGACCCAGCAGCGCAUGCACACCGGCGAGAAGCCCUAUGAGUGCGGCGCCUGCGGCCGCGCCUUCAGCAACUGCUCGGCGCUGGUGCGGCACCUACGGGUGCACUCCGGGGAGAAGCCCUACCAGUGCCGGGAGUGCCCCAAGGCCUUCGCGCAGAGCUCCUCCAUCCUGGAGCACCAGCGCGUGCACACAGGCGAGAAGCCCUACCGGUGCGACGACUGCGGGAGCAGCUCAGCCCUCAUGGUUCACCUGCGCCUCCACGUCAGCGUCCUCCAGUGACGAGCGCGCCUCCCGCCGCGGCGCAGCGCUGGCAAGGAACCUGAAUUCCAGAAGAGCCAGGACAGCUGGACUGGGGACUGGUGCGUCCCCGAAACGACAAGGGGCUUACGGGCAGAAUCUGGGGCUGCUGGGGGACAGCAC